Molecule: messenger RNA, 3284 nt
Organism: Sitophilus oryzae (rice weevil)
Lineage: Eukaryota; Metazoa; Arthropoda; Insecta; Coleoptera; Curculionidae
Exons: 9
Coding region: 314-3193 (959 amino acids)
Source: RefSeq, a predicted model, not a curated record
UUUGAGUUUUGAGAAUGUUAUUUGUUUUGUUGUAAUUUUUUUAAACGUAUUAUCUGGUAUUUAUUAUCUUAUAAUCUAUUUUUGAGAAAUAAUUUUUGAUUUAAAUUUAUAAAUUCUAACAUCCUGUUCUGAAGAUGUUCAAAAACGUUAAUACCUAGUAAUAAACUAUACUACUAUACUUCCUGCUUUUUAAUUCUAUAAUAGCAGUAUAAUAAUUUAAUAGCUCUUAAUAAUUUAAUAUGCACGUUACCUUUACUAGUAUAUAGAUAUUUAGAUAAAGUUAUAUCUGGUACAUUACAAUUAGAAAGUAAAUAUGAGUCGGGGUAGGAAGCGACAUGCUAGUUAUUCCCAACUUAAUUUCACCCCUAAAAAGUUAGAUUCUGGAAAGAUGAGUGCCGUUUGUAAUGUAUGCCAAAGAAGUUUAAAAAACACUUCAAUUGAGAGGCUUUAUGGCCACCGAAAAAUUUGUAUGCAAGAGGGUCAGGAAUAUACAUUUCCAAAAGCAACUGAAAUGCAUGAUGAAAAUGUCUCAGAUACCAACAAACAAGAUAUCUGGGAUAAUUCUGAUUCAGACAGUUCUGAAUUUGAAGAAUCAAACAGCUUUAAAUGCAUUAAGUUAGAGAAAAAUAUUGUAAUUAAUAAUCGGGGUCGAAAGCGUCAUUCCCUUUACUCACAACUCAAUUUUACCCCCAAAAAGUUAGACUCUGGAAGGAUGUCUGCUGUUUGCAAUGUGUGCAAUAGAUCUUUAAAAAACACAUCAAUAGAGAGGCUGCGGGUUCACAGGAAUCUUUGUAUGCAACAGGAUUCAGAUGAUACUGUUGAAAAAACCGAACUAGAUCUAUCUACAAAAAAUAAUAUUUCAAGUAUGAAUCGAGGCAGAAAAUGCCAUACACUUUAUCUGGAAUACAAGUUCACCCCUAAAAAGUUAGAAUCUGGAAAAAUGUCUGCUGUUUGCCAUAUAUGUAGGAGAUGUUUAAAAAACACUUCAAUAGAAAGACUCCGUACUCACAGAAAACAUUGUAUAGGAAAGGAUGGAGAUAGUUUUGAAACGAACAAAGAUAUGGAGGGAGACAUAUUUAAAAAAGAGGAAUCAGAUAAUUCUGACUCUGAAGAUACAAAAUCUUUAAUGGAUAUUAAAAAUAAUGAUUUGUGGGAAUCAUUAGAUCAUAAAUUAGAACGUGAUAACGCUAGUUCUGAUGAAGAAGAUCCUACAUACGAUCCUUCGACUUCUAAAACUUCGUCAGUCCACUCUUUAGUUGACAAAAGACCACUUAAGAGACAUAAAAAAAUAUUUAAGUUUAGAAAACAAAAAAAAAAUUGUAUAGGAAAGGAUGGAGAUAGUUUUGAAAUGAACAAAGAUAUGGAGGGAGACCUAUUUAAAAAAGAAGAAUCAGAUAAUUCUAACUCUGAAGACACAAAAACUUUAAUGGAUACUAAAAUGAACGAGAAUAAUGAUGUCUGGGAAUCAUUAGAUGACAACCUAGAACGUGAUAACGCUAGUUCUGAUGAAGAAGAUCCUACAUACGAUCCUUCGACUUCUAAAACUUCGUCAGUCCACUCUUUAGUUGACAAAAGACCACUUAAGAGACAUAAAAAAAUAUUUAAUAAUUUUAGAAAACAUUGUAUAGGAAAGGAUGGAGAUAGUUUUGAAAUGAACAAAGAUAUGGAGGGAGACCUAUUUAACAAAGAAGAAUCAGAUAAUUCUAACUCUGAAGACACAAAAACUUUAAUGGAUACUAAAAUGAACGAGAAUAAUGAUUUCUGGGAAUCAUUAGAUGACAACCUAGAACGUGAUAACGCUAGUUCUGAUGAAGAAGAUCCUAUAUACGAUCCUUCAACUUCUAAAACUUCGUCACUCCACUCUUUAGUUGACAAAAGACCACUUAAGAGACAUAAAAAAUACUUGUUUGAUUCGGCGAAAUCACAAGUUAAAUCCAAACAAGACAUUAGCUUAGCAAAAUUCUUUUAUGGUUGUAAAAUACCUUUUGCCGUUGUUGAAAGUGUCCACUUUAUAAAGUUUUUGAAGCUUCUCUGUCCCACUUACACACCACCGACACGAUCAUUUCUGUCUAAUACGUCACUAAAUGAAUUAAAUACAAAAUUAAAGAACAGCAGUACAUAUGAGUCAUCAAACACAAAAGACGUUGUUACUAUGUUACAUUGUAUUGGAACAUCAGGUGUCUUUUUAAAAUGCCAUGAAUUUUCUACACUUAGAGAAACUGGUGAAACUCUAGAAAAUAUAUGUGAAAAGUCCAUUUCUGAUGUUAAAUUACAGUACAAUUGUGAGAUUUAUGCCAUAAUUUGUGAUAAUGCUGAUAUGAUUAAAAUGAAAUGUCUUAGUAAUCUCUGGAAUGUUCCUUGUAUAAAUAAAACAUCUAACUUAUGGGCUAAAGAUAUAGCAGAUACUAAUGUAUUUAAUGAAGUUAUUCAGAUAUUAAAAGAAUUCCAAAGCCCAGAUUUGGAAAAUUCAGUUCUGAGUAAGGGAGGAUCUAAGUUAAUUUUACCAACUGAAACUCAGGUAUUUAGCCAACGCGAUGCUUGUAAAUCGUUUCUUAGUAAUUUAAAUUUCAUGAUUAAAGUGGUUGAUGAUGGCUACGACAAGAUUGAACAUAGCACUAGUCAAAAUCUAAACAAUGAAAGAUUUUUAGGGGAUGUUCAAAUUAUUAUGGAUCUAUUAGAUCCUCUUUGUGAACUAAUAGAUAAAUGCCAGAACGAGGAAUUUUUAAUUGCCGAUGCUACGGAAGAAUGGUUUAAAUUAGAACUGCAAAUUUCGCGGUUUUUAAAAUUAAAAAGCCCAAAAGAACUGGAUAUUAAAAACAAAGUUAAUAUGACUCUUACUAUAUAUGGGCUGGCAGCUAAUUUGUUCCAUCCAAGUUAUAGAGGAAAAUUAAUUAGUAAGAAUCAAUUAAAAGACGUACAAGAUUUUAUUAUUGACUCGUUAGAUUCGGAAAGUUUGAAUGGAUAUAAUGAAUUUCUGAAAGAGACUGGCAUCUUUAAUAACCUUAAAAAGAAAGAUGUUACAAAACCGCUAACAUACUGGGGAUUGGUGGAAAUAAAAUAUCCUUCAUUAUCCGCGUUGGCAUUAAAACUUCUAAAAAUACCCGCUUCUUUCGCUCAGCUUGAAAAAAUGCUGUUAAAAAACGGACUGUCGUUGGAAAAAUGCGAAAAACUAAUGUUUCUUUACCAUUCAUAAUUAAAUGGCGUCAUAAUGUAAAAAUAGGUAAACUAUAAAUUAAAUAUGUAUUAAAAAUUAUUAGUUAGUAGGUAUUAAUUAAGCAUUUUUA